Molecule: messenger RNA, 5349 nt
Organism: Carassius carassius (crucian carp)
Lineage: Eukaryota; Metazoa; Chordata; Actinopteri; Cypriniformes; Cyprinidae
Product: complement C3-like
Exons: 42
Coding region: 1-5235 (1744 amino acids)
Cellular component (GO): extracellular region
Molecular function (GO): protein binding; endopeptidase inhibitor activity
Source: RefSeq, a predicted model, not a curated record
AUGAGAUGUAUCACAAAAUGGAGACGACAAAAUGUACAAUUACGGGCAUUGGUGGAGUCUAGUGAUUCAGAUGAGAAUCCAGGUCCCUCAAAUGAGAAUGAUAAUCCUGGCCUCUCUUUUGCUGAUAGUCCAACAGACAUACAGACUCAAGAGCACUCUGAUACAGGAGAAGACGAGUAUCGAGAUGAUCGUCACCCUCUAGACAGUGAUGGUGAAAUAUAUGAAUUAAAUCCUGCAAACACUGAAGAAGAGCUUAAAGCUUUAGAGGAUCGCCUGGAGGACGUUAAUGAGGGAGCAGAACUGAGUAAACAUCUGAAGAGGUUAGGAGAGGUUGAUGCUGCAGACCAUGUAAAGAAGUCAAUGGCUGCGUUUGUCAUUGUAGCUCCAGCAAGGCUGAGGCUUGGAAUGAAACUGAACAUCUUAUUAGAGGCACACAGCCUGUCCAAGCCAAUCACUGUCACAGUCUCUGUGUAUACAUACCCGAGGGAAUACGUCCUGACACAGGACUCUGCCAUUCUCAAUUCAGAAAACAGCUACAGUGCUCUCAAAACCAUUGAGAUCAAUCCAAAGCCGUUGCUUUUGGAAACGGAGAAGUAUAAAUCUGUUAAACUGGUUGCUCAAUUUGGGAGUUUCCAUAAAGCUGAGAAAUUUAUCAUGCUGUCAUUCAGCUCUGGAUAUAUAUUCAUUCAAACCGAUAAACCGGUUUACAACCCUGGAGACACAGUUCAUUACAGGGCUUUUGUAUCCAAUCCUGAAUUCCAAGCUUUCAACAGCACAAUAUCUCUUGAGAUUCAGAACCCAGAUGGUAUUGUGAUGCACAGCAGAGCCAAAGUCAGUGCAAGCAACGGGAUCCUAUCUGAAAGCUACACCCUCUAUACUGUGGUCAAAGAGGGAACAUGGAAAGUUGUUGCAAAUUUUGAUAAUGUUAAAGAAAAUAGAUACAGCACCGUAUUUGUUGUAAAGAAAUGUGUUCUCUCACCAUUCAAGGUCACUUUAACUCCAAAGAAAUCCUACUUAAGCCUAGAUGAGGAAAAGUUGGAAGUAGAAGUCACAGCCAGGUAUCUUUAUGGUGAACCAGUGAAAGGUGUUGCAUAUGUGGUGUUUGGUAUUGAAAUAAAUGGUGAGAAAAAGAGAAUAACUUCUAUGAAGCAAAUGAAUGAUCUAAAUGGAAAAACUGUUAAUUUGACUAUGGAGGAGAUAAAGAAGGCCUAUCCUGACACAAGCAGACUAUUGGGGUCUUCUGUGUACGUCAAAGCAUCAGUAAUGACCAGCUCAGGUAGCGACACUGUGGAAGCAAUGAAAUCCGGCAUUAAAAUAGUAAUGUCACCCUACGUGCUUUCCAUCAGGGACACGCCAAAGUAUUUCAAACCUGGCCUGCCAUUAGACAUAGUGGUUACAGUGAGUCACCAAGAUGGAUCUCCAGCCCCUAAUAUUCCUGUUGAAAUCAACUUCCUUCAAAAAACAAUCAGCACACACAGCGGCACUAUCAGGGUCUCCGUCAACAUGUCUGAUGAAGUCAAGACACAUAUAUUGAAGGUAAAAACAGCUCUUCCUGGUGUGAAUGCAGAAAAGAAAUUUUCAGAGGAGAUGCCUUUGGAGCCAUAUUUUUGUUCUUACGGCUUAUUUAAGAACUACCUUCACAUCUCAGUGGGCUCCAACAAAGUGGCAGUGGGCAACAGUCUUAUCAUCAAAGUGUACAUUAAAACUGCCUCUCCAGAACACAGAGAAGUUGUGAAGCAGCUGACGUACACUGUUUUGAACAAAGGGAAAAUAAUAACAGCUGCCAGGGUAAAUGUAGAAUGUCUGGAUGUCGUAAAUAUUCCUUUGCUGGUGACCACAGAGAUGCUACCUUCAUUCCGGCUGGUGGCAUACUAUAUGUUGCCAUGGCAACUAAAUGCAGAAGUGGUGGCAGACUCAGUGUUUGUGGAUGUGGAGGACCAGUGUGUAGCCUCACUCAGUUUAGGACCAGUGGCGGGAGAAAAACUCAGUUCAUACUCACCAGGCAGGAGCAUUAAAUUUGAAGUGAAAGGAGACACGGGGGCAAAUGUCAGCCUGGUUGCUGUGGAUAACGCCAUCUUUUUGUUGAAUAAAAAUCAUCUGACGCAGAAGAAGGUGUGGGAGGUGGUGGGUCAGAGUGAUAUGGGCUGCACCGCAGGAGGAGGCAGGAAUAAUAUGGGUGUUUUCAGUGACGCAGGACUUGUGUUUUAUUCCAGCAAAGGAGAACGCACCGAUUUUGGAUCAGAGAAGGCAUAUUCUGAGAAGUUCCUGCAGAGAUGUUGUGUGGACGGCAUGAGGGAGAUUCCCAUGCCAUAUUCCUGCAACCGUCGCUCCCUCUACAUCACAGAGGACAGGAGCUGUGUGUCGGCUUUCCUUCGCUGUUGCAAAGAGUACAGUAGGGAGAGGACAACCACAGAAAAAGGAAGUGGCCCAGUGGCUGUUCAGAGUGCAGUGAGAAGAGCUGAAAAAAUCUUGGAUCUGAAUUUAAUAGAGGACGAUCUCGGUGAAGAUGAUUUAUCUGACUUAGAGAAUAUUUACGUGCACACUAAGUUCUUUGAGUCUUGGAUGUGGACUGACAUCAGAUUACCAAGUGUCACCAAGCCUGAUGGGUUGGCUGUAUAUCCAGUGAACACCACUCUUCCUGACAGUAUCACUCAGUGGGGGUUUCUAGCCAUCAGUGCUUCACCCCAGACAGGUUUCUGUGUGUCUGAACCGUAUAACAUCCGGGCGUGGAAGCCGUUCUCAAUAGACCUGUGGCUGCCUCGUUCAGUGUCCAGAAAUGAACUUGUGGAAAUCAAAGUUGUGAUCCACAAUUACAGGAAUGAAACCCUGAAGGUAAUGGUGAUCCUGGAAAAAACAAAAGACAUGUGUAGUGUGGCAUUUAGCAAUGCUCACAGACAGCAGGUUUCGGUACCGGCCGGCUCCUUCAAGCUGAUUUCAUACACCAUCAUCCCUCUGAAAACAGGAGAGCUCCCUCUACAGAUCACAGCUUUUCCACAUUCUUCUAUUGAAGCGGCUACAGUGAGGAAGCAUCUACGUGUGGUAAUAGAAGGCAUCCGGACAAUCAAGUCAAGGAGCUUUGUGUUGAACCCUUCUAAGACAGGAGACAUAACAGGGAGACAGGUGAUAAAAGUGGAGAAAAUGGAGUUAAAAUCAGUGGUACCAAAUUCAAAGCCUACGGCAUUUAUCAAUGUCAGAGGUGAUUUGCUGGCAGACAUCAUUUAUAACUCCAUUAAGGAGGACUCUCUGGUAGCGUUGAUCCGGAUGCCCGGUGGGUGUGUGGAGCAGAACUUGGCCAGAAUCUCGCUGCUCCUCAUUGCCACCCAUUACCUGGACCGCAGUGGAAACUGGGAUGCUGUGGGAAUAGAUCGCAGACAAGAGGCCAUCAGAUACAUCCAGACAGGUUAUACAAAUCAACUUAAUUAUCAAAAAAAGGAUGGCUCAUACCCUCCCUAUGAAAAAGAAGGCACCAGUACAUGGAUCACUGCGUAUGUGGUGAAGGUUUUCUCCAUAACAAAAUUGUUUAUAAACAUCAAUGAGAAGCAUCUGUGUGGCCCUCUGGUGUACCUGCUCAAGAAUAAACAGCGUCCUGAUGGAUCCUUUCAAGAGGACAAUCCUGUCUAUGACACCAGUAUGAUGGGAGGCCUGCGCGGCUCUGAAUCCAGAGUGUCUCUGACUGCAUUCGUGCUCAUUGCUUUGGCAGAGGCACAGAAUGCUGUUACCUGCCAAGAGCCAGGCCUCAACAUACAGUGCAUUUCCAGUAAAGCAGCGGACUAUCUAAGGGAGAAUUUCCUUCGACUGAAGAGGCCGUACACAGUGGCUAUAGCAUGCUACGCUUUAGCAGUGUCCAACCACGGCUGCAUGAAGAGCAUGCUGUUAAAGUUUGCUUCACCGGAUCGUACCCACUGGACUGACUCUUAUAAUCGCUUCUUCACACUGGAAGCUACUGGCUAUGCAUUGUUAGCGCUGAUCAAAGAGGGUCAUAUGAAGGAGGCAGGUGCCCCUUUUCAAUGGUUAAAUGAGCAACGUGACAUCGGAGGAGGGUAUGGCUCAACUCAGUCCACUAUGGUAGUACUACAAGCCCUCUCUGAGUACCUAAUAAAGAGGCCUCCUCCAUAUAAUUAUACAUUAAGGGUGGAGCUCCAUGUGCCCGGUGACAGAAUUACUACAUGGAACUUCCUUCCCAAAAUGGCUCAUAAGCUUCAAACUGCUAAGGUACCAUUUGACAAGGAAUUCAAAGUGGUGGCUACUGGGAAUGGCAAGGGAAUUUUGAAGGUAGUAACAGUGUACCAUGAGCUUCCUGAUGUGUAUGAGAACAGCACAUGUAAUGGCUUCCAACUUGAUGUCUCCAUUGCUAAGACUAAUGGAAAUCCCAGACCAGAUGUAGAAAUGUCUUACAAACUUAAUAUCAGAGUGAGGGCUCUUGAGGGAGAGCAAAGAAUGGUAAUUCUGGAUAUAGGCUUGCCCACCGGCUUUGAGCCCGAAAACUCUGACUUAGAACAGCUUAUGAAUCCAGUGGAUCGUUACAUCAACAACUUCCAAGUGGUGAACCUGAGUGACAGAGGAUCCCUCAUAAUUCACCUAUUUAAGGUGUCCAGUACUGAGACAGAUGUGAUCUCAUUCAGACUGCAUCAGAAAUUUAUAGUGGGACUCCUUCAGCCUUCUACUGUCACAGUGUACCAGUACUACAACAAAGAUAAACGCUGUAGCAGGUUCUACUCUCCUCCUGAAAUUCAGCUGGAAAAUAUCUGCAAAAAUAACGUGUGUCGCUGCUCACAGGGUAACUGCUGUGUACGGAAACCAGAAAAUUUGUCUUUUGGAAAACAGCGGUUGAAACUAGCUGCAUGCGAAGGAAGACAUUAUGUCUACAAGGUUAAACUGAUCAGUGUAAAGAAGUGUCACUAUGAUCAGUACGAGAUGAAGAUCGUCCAGAUUAUACAAAAGGGGUCAGAAGCUGGUUUGAAAAAAAAUGACAAGAGGAUGUUUCUCUCACAUGCAAGCUGUAGGAGAGGGCUUGGUUUGAGAGAGGGUCAGGACUAUCUGAUCAUUGGGCGGACUGCUGAUGUUUCACAAGCAGGGAGCACAACCAACAUGUACCUGUAUAUGCUGGGUAAGGACACGUGGGUCGAGCGCUGGCCAGCCGAGUCUGAAUGUGUUCGUGGAUCCGCUCUGAAGGUGAAAUGUGCUGAGCUGAAGAGCUUCCCAGCAGCACUGACAAAGAGUUGCCGUCAGAUUUGAGAGACGCCUCACAAAUUUUAUUCUCUAAACACUCUAAUGACAAUAACGUAUCAAAUCUGUAACCAAAAAUCAUAUUAUAUUGCAUAUCAUUAAUAGAAAUGUUACAGAACUAUG